Engraulis encrasicolus (European anchovy) is the source of this 1923-nucleotide messenger RNA. RefSeq names its product ceramide synthase 4b (gene cers4b). The transcript has 10 exons. The record is from RefSeq and is a predicted model, not a curated record. Lineage: Eukaryota; Metazoa; Chordata; Actinopteri; Clupeiformes; Engraulidae. The coding region runs from base 1 to 1200 and encodes 399 amino acids. Gene Ontology annotation, biological process: ceramide biosynthetic process. Gene Ontology annotation, molecular function: DNA binding; sphingosine N-acyltransferase activity. Gene Ontology annotation, cellular component: membrane.
AUGGACAUACUAGAUCAGUGGCUGUGGAGACAAGAAUACUGGCUUCCACCUGGAAUCAGCUGGGAGGACAUGAGAAAGAUGAAGAUGGGUCACUGUCCUCUUCCCAAAGACCUCUUCCUCUCUCUUCCCAUUGCCUUCACGUUUAUUAUCGUCCGCUUCAUCUUCGAGAGGUAUGUAGCAGUACCCUUAAGCCAGUGCCUUGGAGUUCGGGACCGAAGAAGAGUACCUGUCAUGCCAUCUCCAAAACUAGAGGCUUUCUACACCCAGUACCACCCUCGCCAGCCUUCCCAGAGUGAGAUGAACUCACUGGUAAGGCAUAGUGGCCUUACAAGGAGACAGGUGGAGGUUUGGUUCCGUCACCGUAGAAACUUGGACCGACCCAGCAGUACCACAAAGUUUUGUGAGGCUUGCUGGAGGUUUUUCUUCUACGUGAUGUCCUUCUCUUUUGGAGUUUUCUCUUUAAUUGAUAAGCCAUGGUUCUGGGACCAGAGGGAGUGCUGGAAGGGUUACCCACAACAGCCUGUGGACCAACUGCACUUUUGGUAUUACCUCAUUGAGUUGGGCUUCUACUGGUCACUCCUGCUAUGUGUUUCUGUGGAUGUCAAACGCAAAGACUUUAAAGAGCAGAUCGUUCAUCACAUCGCCACCAUUUUCCUCCUGGGCUUUUCAUACUGCUCCAACUACAUCCGUGUUGGUACCCUAGUCAUGCUGGUCCAUGACUCAUCUGACUUCCUGUUGGAGUCAGCCAAGAUGUUCAACUAUGCUGGCUGGAAGAGGACCUGUGACUCCCUGUUUGUCGUCUUUGCAGUCGUGUUUUUGGUCACACGACUUGUGGUCUUUCCUAGCAAAAUAAUCCACACAACCCUCAUAUUGUCCAUGGAGGUCUUCCAGCCUUUCUUGGGGUAUUACUUUUUCAAUGCCCUGCUGUUAAUUCUGCAAGCGCUACAUGUUUUCUGGGCCUGGUUGAUUUUACGGAUGGUCUAUAAGUUCCUAUUUUUGGGAAAGUUGGAAAAAGAUGAACGCAGUGAUGAUGAGAGCCCAGAAGAUGAAGAGCAGUGUGAGGAGGAGGAGCAGCCCUCUUGGAAGCAAAGAGAAGUGGUCCUGAACAGUAAACUAACCAGCUUGACCAGCAGCUGUGUGCUGAACAACCUCACACCGCAGAGAGCAAACCUGGCCUCCAGACUGCCCAAGUCUAGAUAACUUAUCAUCGAGAAUUCAUCAACUACAAGCAGUGGUGGACAAAGUAAAAGUAAAAGUAAAAAUAAAAGUAAAAAAAGAAACACAGUUUCUUUCCAACACAGGUAACUUAUCUGAGUAAAAAGUAGACCAAUGUACUUGUCUUACGAUAAGCUGAUUCUGCACAGGUUGGGUUGACUUUGUGGUGUGUCCUUGUUAGGUUUUUAUUGUUUUUCAGUAAUAACAAGGUCUAUCUCAAUAGGUAGGUAAAAUGGAGUAAACAGUGUAACAGCUAUGUAAUAUCAUGUGCUACUGUUGUAAUUACACCACGAAAGUACUCUUACUUUUACUUUGUCCACCACUGACUACAAGAUAGCUAAAAUGGAGAGCAGUCCCACUACAGUUGGGCCUUUUGUUGGACACUCACCUGAACAUUGAUUAUAUUUGUACAGUAAAAAAGUAGGGCUAUAUGGGUAACAAUGUAAAUUAAAUGAAUACUGUGUUUCAACUACUGAUGCCAGCUUUUCUAUAAUGGAUAAAUCAUGUGUAAAAAAAAAAUACUGAAGGAACCACAUAAUGAAGGAACCACAUGUUUGUAGGCCUACCUCACAUGUUUCCUCAUUAUUCAUUAGGAUGAGUUAAGUAAGUUGUUGACUGAAAUAUAGACUAGCUUAAAUGACUUAGUUGACUCAGUUUUUUUCUUACAAUAUGUCCUCAUCCUUUUGUAGUAUGGAAUACAUCACAUUA